This is a messenger RNA of Solea senegalensis (Senegalese sole), 3023 nucleotides long. RefSeq names its product interleukin 2 receptor, beta (gene il2rb). The transcript is spliced from 10 exons. The coding region runs from base 1026 to 2693 and encodes 555 amino acids. The record is from RefSeq and is a predicted model, not a curated record. Gene Ontology annotation, biological process: immunoglobulin mediated immune response; cytokine-mediated signaling pathway. Lineage: Eukaryota; Metazoa; Chordata; Actinopteri; Pleuronectiformes; Soleidae. Gene Ontology annotation, molecular function: cytokine receptor activity; protein binding. Gene Ontology annotation, cellular component: external side of plasma membrane.
GCCUCAUUUUUGAGAAACUGGUUAAGUUUAUGCCGAAUAUUUGAAUUGUGCUUAGAUUAAGUUUGGGGAUGAGGCUUUGUUUAGGCUGUCCAAAUGAAUGGAAGUCAAUAUGUGUCCUGAAAAAGAAAAUCUGCACUAAACUAUGUGUAUAUAUUCAGUCAAGCAUGCAAUGGGACCAAGUGCUACUAAAUGAAUGGUCAUUGCCACCGAAUAAUGUAAUAAAUAAUGAGGUAAAACAAAUGUGCUUUUUUUAAAAACUCCAUUUAUUUCAUUUUAUAAGACCUAACCCUGCAGCCUCUCAAAAACAUUUUAAAUGUGGUCUUUAUUUUUGGAGAGUGAGGGACAAACCUGUUUGUUGUACCUCCACAGAAGCAGUUAUUUUCCUGCCAUGGUUGCGGCUGUAACAGCAGUGGUUUUUUUGACAACGCUGAACCUUUUUUUUUUUCUUCUUAUGUGUAUUUCUUUCUUAAAUCUGGCAGCUUUGGAACCUCUUUAAUCAUCUGAAUCUUCAAUUGAAGCCGUUUCACUGUCGUGAACCACUUCAGAAGACUGCGCACAGAUUUCUCUCCCUACAACCUGCUUUAUGUUGUGUCUGAAACAGGAUGUGGUAUUGCUUUUUGGAUUUCUUAUUUUCAGUACAAUUAUUAUCUUAAAAGUCAUGAUGGGGUCUGAAUAGCUGCUGGAGGGGGCGGUCCUCUGCUAUACAGCACCAUCCUCUCUCUCUCGCUCUCUCUAUCUCUCUCUAUCUCACCUUCUAUACUCACAGCUAUAAGAGACUUCCUGUAGCCCCAGACACCAGCUGUGGUUAAAAGUGGAAAAUGUCACUGCAUGGGCACUUCAAAGAAGAAUGGAGCGACAAUUAAGAGAGUGAGAGAGAGAGAGAGGUCAAAAAAGUGAGAUAGUGAUGCUCAAGUAGAAAGACAAGAGAGACAAAAGAGACAACCUCCACAGACAUCAGUCCAGAGGAGAGGACGACAAUGUGGCUGACCUCAGUGUCCCCGUGCUGCCUUUACUGACCGAGACUAAUGAGUCACACUGCGGUAAUCGCCAUGGAGACGCUGUGGCCCUUUUACGUUCUGGUGGUUCUGGUUCCAGGCCAUGCAGCACAUUCCCACAAAGUCUCACACGGACUCUUCUGUGUGAAUGAUUAUGUCAACAAAGUCAGCUGCACGUGGAACAGCACCUCGGUGGAUCCUGGUGUGGACUGUUGGAUCAAUGGAACUAAGAGAACCUGGAUCUUGGAGAACGGCACAAGACGUCCUAAGAUAAUUACCCGAGUCUGCAAGCUGAACAGACAGGGAACCUCUCCUCCAGGCUGCACUUUUGUCUUUGAAGAUGAAAUAUUCAACUUCAAAGAAGUCAGCAACAUCAGUGUGGACUGUAAUGGCAAGUUGAUGGAGAGGCUCACAAAGUACAGACCACUCAACCACAUUAAAAUGAAUCCUCCAGAUGUUCCCUCUGUCAGUGCCACUGCUAAUGAGACCCGUGUGUCCUGGCGUCCAGGCAGUCCACGCUCGGUCUACAUUGAAACCUUUGAUUUUCAACUUCAGGUCAAACUGAAACAUCAGACGUGGAAGGAGGCCAGUAUUAUGUCGACCCAGGAGGAGCAGUUAAGAAUACCUGCUUGGCAGCUGAAGGGCCACUGUCAGGUCAGGGUGAGAGUGAAGCCGAGUGACAAACAUAGCAGCCACUGGAGCGACUGGAGUCAGACCACGUCCUGGACUGGAGCAGGACUGGACGAUGAAGAUUGGCUCCUGAGUUCCAAGUCACUGGUAAUGUGGGGGGCGAUGUUGAGCGUGGCUCUUAUUGUCGUAAUGUUCGCCAUUUACAGGACUUGUGUGAGCAAACGGCGUGGCAGUGUGAAGCCGUUACCAAACCCUUCCAAAUACUUCCCCACUCUCCACCCUGUCCAUGGAGGAACUCUAAAGAAAUGGCUCAAUCCUCUGUCGGCUUCUCAUUCCUUCUUCAUGGCUCAGCCAUGUGACCACAUCUCCCCUGUGGAAGUGUGUGAAAGUUGGGAAGUAGUGCCGUCCACCUCUCCGUGCUCCAGCUCCACUAUCGCGCUGCUUCAUACCAGGAGCUUCCCCUUUGCUGGCACAGACUCCAGCAGGGUCGUCUGCGAUUCCUCCUCUUCAUCCUGCUUCUCAAACAUGGGCUACUUCAUGUCCAGCUCCGGCAGCGUAGCUCGGACUGAGCCCAGUCCUGCCUACUUCGCCUAUCAGGAGGACUUCCACAACCUGCACAGCGGCCACACCCUCCACCUCACACUGUGUGCCUCCAUCACCUCCUCUUCCUCAGCUUAUGAAAGCUUGAAGAGGGAGCCUCAGAGCCCGGACUCAGGUUUUGGCAUCAGACCGGAAGAUGAAGAGGAUAACAAAGAUGAAGAGAACAUGAGUGAAGAAGGAGAGGAUGUCUCAGAUGAUCACCUACACUCACCUCUCCUUAUUCUGCCUCUGCAUCCUGCAUCCUGGGUGUGUCCUCCCUCUCGAGCUCCUGCUCAUCUUCCCAGUCUAACUCAGACAUGCUCUGAGGAGCUGGACGAUUCCCCUGUAGCAGCUGCUUCUGGUAACUGUGCAGCCUGGCCGUUGGCUGAUACCAUGUGCAGGUCUUCCUCAAUGCCGGCUGAGCCCUGCAAAGCCGGUUACCUCACCCUCAAAGAACUGCAGACCACAUUCAGCAAUAAAUCCAUAUAGAAGUGUAUCCAGGGGCAAAAUGUAAUCUCUGCUUACACUGAGCAGUGUGACAGAUUAUUGUGGGUGGUUCAAAACUGUACGAUGAUUAGCAGAACAAGCAGGUUACAGGUGAACUUGGGCCCUCUGUUGUUAUGACAGAUCCCAGUGGGGAUUUCCCAGCUGUAAACAAUCAAGUGAAUGAUGGCUGACAUCUGUUCAGCUUUGCUAGCUUCAGGGUGUGUGCUGGUUCAUAUUUUUACACAAGUUGUUCUUGUUCUUGAGGUGGCAAGAACAAGAACAGGAGAUUGCUGUAUUUUACUCAAAUGAAGUAAAAAUGUGACCUCCGUUUCA